CCGAGGAAAAGAGGUCCUCUCAGGCGCUGCCGGGAUUUUGUUUCAUUCCCCGGCUACCAAAUUCUUCCCGCAUUUUGGUUCUAAUAGAAUCUCUUUCUCUGAGGAGGGAAGUUGAGCAGGGAAUGAGUUAGCAGCGGAAACCUAGCGUGACUUCUGGGAGGAGAAAGUGGCCCCCCGGUGCCAACAAGGCAGAUAGUUGUGACCGCCGUGUGUCUGCGCUGCGGCGGAGCGCCUCAUCACUGGGAGCUGGAGGAGGAAAGAAAAGCUCGGUCACUACUUCUGUAUGUAGCCUCGGAAACAGCCACCACAGCGCCAAGAUGGACCUGAAGCUGCUCUUGAUUUCAACAUUGCUAGGAGUCUUUUGUUGCGGUAAUGCUCAGAAAGAGGGGAAUGAGUGCAUCAAUGCCAACGCCAAGUUCUGUGGGGAGUGCAUCCAGGCCGGAGCUAAAUGUGGCUGGUGUAAAGACCCGGACUUCUUGAAACAGGGGGAGACCGUGUCGACCCGCUGUGACGAGCUGCAGUCUCUGAUAAAAAGGGGCUGCGAUGACGCCAUGAUCGAGAACCCACACGGGGAACAGAAGACCCUCAAGAACAAAAAGGUGACACAUCGCAGAAAGGGAGCAGAGAAACUGAAGCCGGAGGACAUCACUCAGAUCCAGCCCCAGAAACUCAGCCUCACUCUACGAUCUGGUGAGCCGCAGUCUUUCGAAUUGAAGUUCAAACGAGCAGAAGAUUAUCCCAUCGACCUGUACUACUUGAUGGACCUGUCCUACUCCAUGAAGGACGAUCUGGAAAAUGUCAAGAACCUGGGAACAAGUCUAAUGCUGGAGAUGUCAAAGAUCACCUCUGACUUCAGGAUAGGUUUUGGUUCCUUUGUGGAAAAGACGGUUAUGCCGUACAUCAGCACCACCCCUGCCAAGCUGCUGAACCCAUGCACGGGCGACCAGAACUGCACCAGCCCGUUCAGCUACAAAAACGUCCUGAAGCUGACCAGCGACGGCAAGAAGUUCAACACCCUGGUGGGCCAGCAGCACAUCUCUGGAAACCUGGACUCUCCUGAGGGGGGAUUCGAUGCCAUCAUGCAAGUGGCUGUGUGUGGGGACCACAUUGGUUGGAGGAAUGUGACUCGUCUGCUGGUGUUCUCCACUGAUGCUGGCUUCCACUUUGCUGGCGAUGGCAAGCUGGGUGGCAUCGUUCUGCCAAAUGAUGGAAAAUGUCACUUGGAGAACAAUAUUUACACCAUGAGCCACUACUAUGACUAUCCCUCCAUCGCUCACCUGGUUCAGAAGCUGAGCGACAACAACAUCCAGACCAUUUUUGCAGUAACGGAGGAGUUCCAGCCUGUUUACCAAGAGCUGAAAAACCUGAUACCAAAGUCUGCCGUGGGCACUCUGUCUGCCAACUCAAGCAAUGUAAUCAACCUUAUUAUAGAUGCCUACAAUUCCCUCUCGUCCGAGGUUAUUCUGGAGAACAGUAAGCUUCCAGAGGGAGUGACCAUAGCUUACACGUCCCGCUGUAAGAACGGAGUGGUUAGCGAGGGCGAAAGUGGACGGAGGUGCUCCAACAUCUCCAUCGGAGAUGAGGUCAUGUUUACCAUCAGCGUGACGUCUAAGGGCUGUCCGAAACAAGGCAAACCUGAGAUCAUCAAGAUAAAGCCCCUGGGAUUUACGGAGGAGGUGGAGAUUAUCCUCAACUUCAUCUGUGAGUGUGAAUGCAACAAGGACGGCAUCAAGAAAAGUCCACUCUGCCACUUGGGUAACGGGACCUAUGAAUGUGGAGCCUGCAAGUGUAACGAAGGCCGCGUGGGCAGAAAGUGUGAAUGCAGCAGCAACGAUGUGGCCACGGAGGACAUGGACAGGACCUGCCGUAAGGACAACGGCACCGACAUCUGCAGCAACAACGGAGACUGUGUGUGCGGCACAUGUGAGUGCAAGAAGAGAGACAACCCCGAGGAGCGGUACAGCGGGCAGUACUGCGAUUGUGACAACUUCAACUGCGACCGCUCUGGAAACAAGCUGUGCGGAGGGCAUGGCCACUGUGAGUGCAGAGUGUGUAUCUGUGACCCCAUGUGGACCGAAAGCGCCUGUGACUGUUCUCUGGACAACAGCACAUGUAUGGCGAGCAACAAGCAGAUCUGUAACGGCAGAGGACUGUGCGAAUGUGGCACCUGUAAGUGCACUGACCCCAAAUUCCAGGGUCCCACCUGUGAGACGUGUCCUACCUGUCCAGGAGUCUGCACUGAGCACAAAGAGUGCGUCCAGUGCCGGGCGUUCGGCACCGGUGAGAAGAAGGACACGUGUGAGAGAGACUGCAGCUACUUCAACCUGAUCAAAGUGAAGGACAAGCUGCCCCAGCCCAACGACGCCUCCUACCCCGUGAUGCACUGCAAGGAGAGGGACGCCAACGACUGCUGGUUCUACUACACCUACGCCGUCAACAACAACACGGAGAAGGAGGUCCAUGUGGUGGACAAGCUGGACUGCCCCGACGGCCCUGACAUCAUCCCCAUCGUGGCGGGCGUGGUCGCCGGCAUCGUCCUGAUUGGCUUAGCCCUGCUGCUCAUCUGGAAGCUGCUGAUGAUCAUCCACGACAGACGAGAGUUCGCCAAGUUUGAGAAGGAGAAGAUGAACGCCAAAUGGGACACGGGGGAAAAUCCCAUCUACAAAAGUGCUGUCACGACUGUGGUCAAUCCCAAAUAUGAAGGAAAAUGAUGGCGUCACAGUUUUCAAUGAACUAGAAGUAUCUGACAACUGCAGUAUUUACCGCAGGUUCGGAGUCUGGGGGGAUGGGGGGGGGGGGUCUGUGGAGGAAUUUAUGUAAUUUCUUCUUGUUGCUUUACCAUUAUAACGCACCAUGCAGCCACUGCAUCUGUAUUUUUACUAACACUAUCGAUUUAUAUGCAUUUGUUGAAUUUUAGAUGUACAGUAUACAGUAUGUGUAUAUACUUUUAAGUUGCAUAUUUGCAAAAAAAAAAAAAUUAUGAAGGUGUUUUUUUCCUGCUACAGGACUGGUAUGGGCAGAGGAUGUAGCUUUUUUUUUUUAACAACAAAAUGUGGACACUAGUGAUAUACAAUAUAUGUGCAAGAAUUUCUAAGCUUCUGUCUCUUUCUCUGUCUUCUCGUCCCUCUGUGCACUGACUUCCUGUGUUCCAGACAGGAUUUAGGUUUAAUGUGUAAAUUGUCAGCCAUAGCAGCACAUAAUGCCAAUGUUUGUAUGUUUAUGUGUGUGUGUGUGUGUGUGUGUGUGUGUGUGUGUGUGUGUGUGUGUGUGUGUGUGUGUGUGUGUGUGUGUGUGUGUGUGUGUGUGUGUGUGUGUGUGUAUAUAGAAAACAACUGCAAUAGGAAGUAUUGAAUGAUAUUUCACAUUCAACUUAGAUUGGACUGUUAUGUUAUAUCACAGAAGAUUAUGCAGUGGUUGUAAAUGUAGUUUUGAUCUGCAGCUUAGAAACACAUUAUAUUGCACUCUUAUUGAGAAAUGUUGCCUAUUCUGAAGGAGUAAAUACAAAAAUGAAGAUUAUUAUCAACUAUCAUCAUUCAAAUUGUUGAUAUACUAUCACAAAGGGACUGUAUACCACUUGUUAAAAUUAUGAAAUAGUGGCGAUGUAGAACAAUCAAAGCAUUUGUAUAGUUAUGAUACAAUUUGCAAUUAACUAAUGAAAUAUUGUUGUACUUGUUAACUGCAGUAACUUUCUCAGGUCCUUUCCUGUGUUCUCGUCAAGUACGCCAAAAAUACGUUUUUAUGUUAGCUUGUUCCGUGAACUGGUAAAUUAAUUUGUGUGGUCAAUUCUGUUGAUGACAUUUUUUUUGUUUUAGUUUGUAAGACCGAAACAGGAGUAAUUGUUCUGACGUCACAUGAAUCACCUUUGAAAUGCUUUCACAGCCCAAAUGCCUCUGAAGUACCACACACAAGCCUUUACAGUAUUGUUUUCAAAGUGCCUUUUAUUUCAAUACCUUGUUCUCUCCCAAUACGGUUUGAGUUAUUUAUUAAAUAAAAUAC
This is a messenger RNA of Anoplopoma fimbria (sablefish), 3996 nucleotides long. RefSeq names its product integrin, beta 1a (gene itgb1a). Lineage: Eukaryota; Metazoa; Chordata; Actinopteri; Perciformes; Anoplopomatidae. Gene Ontology annotation, biological process: cell-matrix adhesion; cell migration; integrin-mediated signaling pathway. Gene Ontology annotation, molecular function: C-X3-C chemokine binding; collagen binding involved in cell-matrix adhesion; fibronectin binding. Gene Ontology annotation, cellular component: focal adhesion; cell surface; integrin complex. The record is from RefSeq and is a predicted model, not a curated record. The coding region runs from base 318 to 2711 and encodes 797 amino acids. The transcript has 16 exons.